CAGCUGGGAAAUGUCCCAAGUGAUCGGUGUCAUCCUUCCUGAGCAGUCAGCUGCUUAAAAACCUGCAUCCACAGAACUAUAGCGAAACUUCUCAGGGGGUUUCUAGUAGGCUGCUGAAGACAGAGAGUCUCCUACAGAGGACAGCAGAGGAGCAAGCAGCCUCUGAAGUUACAGGGGACAGAGUGGUCAACAAGGCUGUCACUGUCAUGGACGGAAUGGCUGCACUGGUGGACAGGUACAAAGAACGUCUAUGUGUCAUACUGGAGGAGGAGAGAAACCAGUGCAGAAAACGCAGGCUCCUCGGACAGAGUGCACUCAAAGAGCGACAGCAGCAGUUAAUGGAGGCGCAGCGAUGUGCCACACAGGCCCUCAGUGAGACAGACACAUGCAUCUUCAUACACAGGUUCAUGCUGAUUGAACAUAAGCUGAGGGAAGUCGUCACAGACACAGUUCCCUCCGUGAUCCUCUCAAAGGUUCCACUGAACACCAGGCGUCUCCAGGCAAGCCUCAAAACCCAAGACUUCCGCUCAGAAAUGACCCGCCUCCUGAAUUCCCUCCACAUCCUCCUGAGCCCCCUGGACCUCACCUUCAACCUCUGCACUGCCCACCCCAGCCUGAUAGUCUCCAAUGAUCUGCACACAGUCCAGUACAGCCCUACCAAGCAGUCCUAUGCAGAGCACCCAGAGCGUUUUACAAGCGCCUCCCAGGUUCUUUGCAAACAGGGGUUUUUGAGUGGCGUGCACAUAUGGGUGGUAGAAGUGGGCUCCAACAGCAUGUGGUCGCUGGGUGUGUGUUACAAGAGCAUCCCUCGCCGUGGUGACCACAGUCGUUUAGGACACAACUCUGUUUCCUGGCGGCUGCAAUGGAAAAACAACAAGCUGACAGGGUGCCAGUCCUCGUGCAAUGUGGCUCUGGGGGAAAUGACCAAUCAUCUGCUGAGGAUUGAGAUAGUGCUGGACUAUGAGGCUGGAACAUUGAUGUUCCACAACAUCAAAGGACACAGGGAGCACCUCCACACCUUCAGGGCUAUGUUUAAGGAGCGGGUUUACCCAGCGUUCAGUAUACAUUCAAACACACCAGAGUCCUGGAUCACACUGCACAGUGGGAUGUAAACACAACUUCUAUUUUUAUUGUUUUUAUAUAUAUAUAUUUUAGAUGUUUUAUUUGGGUGUUCAACCAUGUAAAUUUGCCUCCAACUAAAAAAAUUUUUUCUUACUUUUGUAUUCACUGCUUUCUUUCAAACGCCUGUAUGGAAAUACAUUAAAAAAGUGCCGAUUGGAUAAGAAGUUUUACUUUUAUUUUCCUUAUAUACAGUAAACAUUGAUGUGCUUGAACUUGAAUGCUAGCAUU
This is a messenger RNA of Perca flavescens (yellow perch), 1350 nucleotides long. RefSeq names its product E3 ubiquitin-protein ligase TRIM7. Gene Ontology annotation, molecular function: protein binding. The record is from RefSeq and is a predicted model, not a curated record. The transcript is spliced from 4 exons. Lineage: Eukaryota; Metazoa; Chordata; Actinopteri; Perciformes; Percidae. Bases 207 to 1112 code for a protein of 301 amino acids.